Messenger RNA from Gastrolobium bilobum, 556 nucleotides. RefSeq names its product ubiquitin C-terminal hydrolase 12. NCBI's taxonomy places the organism in Eukaryota, Viridiplantae, Streptophyta, Magnoliopsida, Fabales, Fabaceae. Gene Ontology annotation, molecular function: protein binding. The transcript has 5 exons. The record is from RefSeq and is a predicted model, not a curated record. The annotation marks the transcript as partial.
AUGGAUGGUGGAAUUUCACGAUCUACAGUAGAUGCUCCACCGACUCAUUAUCUAAUGAAAGUACAGUCAUUUUCACUUCUCGCGAAGAAUUCUAUAGAGAGAUACGAGUCAGGGAACUUUGAAGCUGGAGGCUAUAAGUGGAAGUUAGUUCUGUACCCAAUUGGAAACAAGAGCAAGAAUGUAAAGGAUCAUAUUUCACUAUACUUAGCAUUGGACGAAGCAGGUUCACUUCAACCUGGUUGGGAAAUAUAUGUCAAUUUUCGAUUGUUUUUGUUUGAUCAGAACAACGACAAUUUCUUAGCUGUUCAAGAUGGCGUGAAAAAGGAAAAAAGAUUUCACAAAAUGAAGAUUGAAUGGGGAUUUGAUCAAUUUAUUCCUCUCAAAGAUUUCAUCCUUGGCUCUAAAGGUAACUACUGGUUUAGUGCCUCAAACAAUGAAAAUGGUGCAUCCAGAUUCAUUUCAAUCAGUAAUUUCACCAGUCAAAACAUGGGAUAUCUGGUGAAAGACAUUUGCUUGGUAGAAGCGGAGGUUACAGUUCUUGGAGUGGUUGAUGCAU